Messenger RNA from Betta splendens (Siamese fighting fish), 1594 nucleotides. RefSeq names its product RNA 5'-phosphate and 3'-OH ligase 1 (gene rlig1). Lineage: Eukaryota; Metazoa; Chordata; Actinopteri; Anabantiformes; Osphronemidae. Gene Ontology annotation, molecular function: RNA ligase (ATP) activity. The coding region runs from base 134 to 1153 and encodes 339 amino acids. The transcript is spliced from 7 exons. Gene Ontology annotation, biological process: response to reactive oxygen species. The record is from RefSeq and is a predicted model, not a curated record.
AACGUUUCAGUGUUUCUAGACAACAACAGAAACGCAGAGGAAGAACGCUAUCACGUGACCCCGCGCCUGAAAUCACGCUGAAGCGCAGUUAAAUUUGUUCUCUUUUAACGAGCAACCGUGAGGAAUUGGCAAAAUGCGACGGCUGGGCUCCGUUCAGCAGAAGAUACCGUGCGUGUUUCUGACGGAGGUGAAAGAGGAGAAGUCCAGGAAACGAGAGUUUCAGCAAUUUCAGGUUGUUGCCACUGAAAACCUGAACCCUGUCGCUCUGGAGGCUGAUGUUUACAGUGCAUUCGCCACAGAAAAACUGGACGGCACCUGCUGCUAUGUUACUGAUUAUAAAGGGCAUCCUUACCUGUGGGCUCGACUGGACAGGAAACCCAACAAACAGGCAGAGAAAAGGUUCAAAAAGUACCAGCAUGCUCACCGAAGCUCUAAAGGUUUCACGUGGAACGUAGAGGAUGAUUUUAAGAUGGUACCAGAGACGUGGAUCCCUGCUCACAGAGUAAAACAUCACAACAGUCAUCCAGUACCUGACGAACACGGACAUAUUCCAGGCUGGGUUCCAGUGGAGAAGGACAACAAGCAAUACUGCUGGCACUCGUCUGUAGUGGAUUAUGAAUCUGGGUCGGCUCUCGUUCUCAGACCCAAAGAUGAUGACGCUUUUCUAGAACUUGCCGCAGUUCCACUGGUCAAGCUCAGGGAACAAACACUGGAGCUCAUUGGAACCAACAUCAAUGGAAAUCCAUACGGUUUGGGGAGUAAGAAGCAGCCGAUUCACUGCCUUGUGUCACAUGGAAGCAUCAGAAUCAGAGAUCCUCCUCCAGUGGACUUCCAGCAGCUGUGGGCCUGGUUCCAGGAGAAUCCAGAGGGCCGAGUCGAGGGCAUCGUCUGGCACUGUGCUGAUGGCUCCCUGGUUAAGGUUCAUCGUCAUCACCUGGGACUGACGUGGCCAGAAAAAGAAACCCUGUUUGGUGGGAGGCCGGUGGUCAUACGUGUCGACGAGACGUCAGAGGAGUUUAACCUCAGCAAGGACUUGUUCACGUCCUUCUCCAGAAUAAACGGACAGCGCUUCAGUCGGAUUCGGGACGUCCAGUUCAACCCUGAAAGGAUUGUACACUUUGACCAUCCAGACGUUUCACCAGAAGUUGCAUGAGUGAUUUGAAGUUCACUCUAAAGCACCUUUUCCUGAGAUGGAGAACUGCAGCUGUUCUGUAACAGACUGAAGCUUUAUGCUACGUUCUUUGAGAGAGGAGGUCAAACAGAACAGUGGGUUUAAUGUGGAGAGUUGAGGCGUAUUCACAUUAUAGCAGAACAUCAGGCUGAAUACUGCUCAGUGGCAGCAGCAUCUGCCUGAAGCUCGAAGGACAUUUCUCAGGACGUUUAUUAGUUCUGACACACUGUGUAGUUACUUGACUGGAGACUCAAUGGACACGCCUCCAACAUGGUGGACCUGCAAGCAGAAGCUGUUUUUCUGCCAUAAUGUGAAUAAGAAAAAUGACCAACUGCAUAUUUUCAGCCUGAACAGUUGAUUUCUGCAUUGUAAAUACUGUAUUACAGCUAUUUAAUGAAUAAAUGAAUAAACGGGUAAACUUGA